This is a messenger RNA of Trichoderma aggressivum f. europaeum, 3624 nucleotides long. RefSeq lists its product as uncharacterized. The coding region runs from base 1 to 3624 and encodes 1207 amino acids. Gene Ontology annotation, molecular function: helicase activity; ATP binding; RNA binding. Gene Ontology annotation, cellular component: nucleolus; intracellular anatomical structure. The record is from RefSeq and is a predicted model, not a curated record. Lineage: Eukaryota; Fungi; Ascomycota; Sordariomycetes; Hypocreales; Hypocreaceae. The transcript has a single exon. Gene Ontology annotation, biological process: maturation of SSU-rRNA from tricistronic rRNA transcript (SSU-rRNA, 5.8S rRNA, LSU-rRNA).
AUGGCUAAAUUCGUCCCCAGACAGAGAAAGCACAAGGUGCUGGCUCGUGAGAAAGCCAAGGAAAGCGCCCGCCAUGAGGUCGAAGACACCAACCAGGAAAUCCUGCCGGCCGCGAAGAAAGAGCUGGAGGAGAAGAAGGCUCGCAUGAAGGAGCAGUUGAAGCAGGAUGGCGCAAAGAUGAGCGGGAAGAAGGCCAAGCGCCUGGAGAAGUACAUUGACAACAAGCUGCGCAAGGACGAGAACCGCGAAUUGCUGGCGAAGCUCGCGGAGAGAAAGAUCGAUACGAGUCUGUUUGCGAGCAGCAAAUCUCUGGGACAGGGUCGCGAGACGAAGAAGCAGGCGUUGUCUCGCGCGCUAAGAGAACACAGAGCUGGUGUCGAUCCUACAUCCUCGGUGGAGAAUGUUCUUUUUGAGCAGCGACCAGACGUUGAUGAAGAGGCGGACGAAGACGAAGACGAUGCGCACAUGUCAGACGAUGCAGCUGCACCUGUAGCACAGCCCGAAGCUGAUGUACCGAAACCGGUUGCCCCGUCCACUCAAGUGCCGACCGUUACCGUUGGAACCGGUCUGAAGCGGCCACUCGAACUGGAUGAUGAAGGCCGGCCGGUGAUUCAGAAGCGACAGAAAAGAGGAGGGCUGAAGACCAAGGUAUCACUCGUUGCAGAGACACAACAAGAGUCUGAAGAAUCAGGAGAUGAUGAAGGAGAUGAUGAAUGGAACGGUUUCAGUGGCGACGAUGACGACAAGGCUGAGAAAGAUGACGAUGACUCUGACGAAGAAGAAUCUGAAGGCACCUCAGACGAAGGCUCCGAAGACGACGAUGACUCCGAAUCCGAAGAAGAAAUAAGCGAGGAGGAAGAAGACGAAGAAGAGAUGGACGAAGAGCAAAAGAGCCAAAGGUCCUCCUCCUUUAAAGCAUGGGCCCAUCAGCAACGAAACGAGGCGCUUGGAUACCAGCCCGUGGAUGCAAAUUCAGCCGUUUUGGAGAUACCGAAGCCCGAGAAUUUCGUUCCCAGAGCUCCCGAACAGGACCCAUUACCGAUGGAAUUGCAAGUCACCGAGAAAACAUCAAGAAAGGUCUUUAGUGUGGCUGUUGUAAGAACACCCGAGAUCGAAGAGGCUCGCAUGAAGCUCCCGGUCGUCUCUGAAGAACAGAGGCUCAUGGAGGCAAUUCACAACCAUGACAUUGUCGUAAUCUGUGGUUCCACUGGUUCGGGAAAAACAACACAAGUGCCUCAGUUCUUGUAUGAGGCGGGUUAUGGAUCUCCUGACUCCCCUACACCGGGAUUAAUUGGCGUCACGCAGCCCCGUAGGGUUGCUGCUGUCAGUAUGUCUAAGCGAGUGGGCGAUGAGCUGGGAGACCACUCAAGCGCAGUGGCCUAUCAGAUCCGUUUUGAAGGCAAUGUUGAUGCAAAGACGGCCAUCAAGUUCAUGACUGAUGGUGUGCUGCUCCGAGAGGUUGCGCAAGAUAUUACGCUGCGAAAGUAUUCAGCCAUUGUCAUCGAUGAGGCUCACGAGAGAAGCGUCAAUACUGAUAUCUUGAUUGGAAUGCUUAGUCGAGUCAUUAAACUCAGAACUGAGCUAUCCCAAGAGGACCCAACGAUUAAGCCCCUGAAACUCAUCAUCAUGUCUGCCACUCUGAGGAUAGAGGACAUGACAAUGAACCCUAGCCUGUUCUCAACACCCCCACCUGUUGUCGAGGUCGAAGGACGGCAACAUCCCGUAACUAUCCACUUCGCUCGUCGUACUCACCACGACUAUGUUGAAGAGGCAUUCAAAAAAAUCAGCAGAGGCCAUAAGAAACUACCACCCGGAGGUUUCUUGGUUUUCUUGACAGGCCGCAAUGAGAUUCUGCAACUGAGCAAGAAACUCAAGGCGGCUUUCGGCGGUCCCAGGUCAGCUGAGGGCCCCAAGGUGAAGAUCUCAGCGACCGAAGCGCCAGUCGAAGUUGAAGAUCUCGACUUUGGCGACGUUGAUGAGCAUUACUUUGACGAUGUGGAUGGCAUCGAGUCUGAUGAUGAAGAAGGGGAUGACGAAUUCAAACUUGAAGAGGAAGAUGAUGAGGUUGUUCCUCUCAAGAUGCAGGUACUGCCUCUGUACUCUUUGCUUCCAGUCAAGGAGCAGCUGAGAGUCUUUGAAGAGGUUCCCGAAGGAACUCGGCAGAUUAUCCUUGCAACCAACGUUGCUGAGACCAGUUUGACUAUACCCGGUAUUCGAUUUGUGUUUGACUGCGGACGCUCAAAAGAACGGAACUACGAUCGCCUCAGUGGUGUACAGAGCUACGAGAUUGGCUGGAUCAGCAAGGCCAGCGCAAGCCAGCGAUCGGGUCGUGCUGGACGUACGGGCCCAGGUCACUGCUACAGACUCUAUUCGUCGGCGGUUUACGAGAGAGAUUUCCAAGAGUUUUCAGAUCCUGAACUGCUGCGGAUGCCCAUCGAAGGCAUCGUGCUGCAGCUCAAGGCGAUGAACCUACAAAAUGUCGUCAACUUCCCCUUCCCUACACCUCCCGACCGACAAAUGCUCGCCAAGGCCGAAAAGCUCCUCACAUAUCUAUCUGCGAUAUCUCCCAGCGGCCAGGUUACCAAGGUGGGAACAACAAUGUCAUUGUUCCCCCUGUCACCUCGAUUUGCAAGAAUCUUGCUCGUUGGACACCUCCACAACUGUUUGCCAUAUACAAUUGCUCUCGUGGCUGGACUAUCCGCGGCAGAAGUCUACCUCGCAGAGAAUCAGGCAAUUCCAGCUCUCGCCGAAAAGGAAGACACAGCAAUCCGCACUGCUGCUGAUGUUAUCGCCGAAGAUCGCCAGGCCAACGUCAGGCGACUGUUCAACCAAGUCCACAAGAACUUUUGCUUCUUGGACGACAAGUCCGACGCCAUCAAGCUUCUCCAAGUGGUCGGCGAGUUCGCACACGAGCCAACCGAGCAAUGGUGUGAAACCCAUUUCGUCCGCUACAAGGUCCUCAAAGAAAUCCAGCAACUACGGAAGCAAAUCACAGAUUUACUACGAACAAACAUCCCCUCCUUCGCCGCAUUACAAUAUCAAGAAAAGUUGGACCCUCCCUCACCGAAGCAGGUCAGCGCGCUGAAGCAAAUGACCGCAGCCGGCUUCCUGGACCAAGUCGCCAUCCGCGCUGAUCUGGCACCCAACCCACCCGAGCAGUUCAGAAAACCUCGUCGUGCAAUCGACGUGCCUUAUAUCCCGCUCAUCCCUCUCAACAGACCCGGCAGAGGCGAAAAUCCCUGCGUCUACAUCCACCCUACUUCCUCGCUCGCACACGUCAGUCCCCAGGAAUGCCCCGAGUACAUCGUAUACGCCUUCCUCCAGCGCGCCACACCUUCCGGCGCACUCGACUCGGAGAAGAAGCCCAAGACGAGAAUGCAUGCGCUCACCGAUGUGACGGGCGGUCAGCUUGCUGGUCUGGCAAAGGGCACGCCGCUCAUCAGCUAUGGAAAGCCGAUCAAGGAGGUCAAGGCUCAGGCUCUGGGUGCCGAUGGAGCCACGACGCGGGAGUGCUGGGUCGUUCCGUAUUUGAGGGCGGAGAAUACCGCGGGACAGGGAUGGCCGUUGCCGGCGCAGAAGGUGAAGCAGAAGAAGAUGGCGGGCAAAGGAUGGAUUGUGGAAUGA